Molecule: messenger RNA, 1110 nt
Organism: Myotis davidii
Lineage: Eukaryota; Metazoa; Chordata; Mammalia; Chiroptera; Vespertilionidae
Gene: CUNH8orf33
Product: chromosome unknown open reading frame, human C8orf33
Exons: 6
Coding region: 95-697 (200 amino acids)
Source: RefSeq, a predicted model, not a curated record
GACGUGUUUCCGGAGGAGGAGGAGGAGGAGGAGGAGGAGCGGAUCACGCCGCGGACUGUAGCUACGUAGGUGCCGGCGGCAGCGACUGUAGCGCAUGGCGACCCUGGGACAUCGUGCUCGGGAGACACCGGCGGCCCCAGCCCCAGGACACACCGUGUGCAGUGACGACACCUCCAGGGCGCCUCCCGUAGGCGGUGAAGGCGAAGCAGCUUCUAGGAAGCAAAAGAAGAAGAAAAGCCGGAAUGGGGCCUCUGUGUCGAAUGGAACCGGGAAGGCCUGCGAAAAGCCGGCCCCAGAGGAAUCCCUCCCAAGCCCGGAGGCCCAGGCGGAGCAGCUGGCUCGGGAACUGGCCUGGUGCGUGGAGCAGCUGGAACUGGGCCUCAAGAUGCAGAGACCCAGCCCGAAACAGAAAGAGCAGGCUAUCGGGGCCAUCCGAACCCUGCGCAGCGAAAGAAUCCCUCUGCCCCGCAAGAGGCAGCUGAUGCGCUCCUUGUUCGGGAACUACAGGGCUCAGAUGGAGGCCGAGUGGCGCGAAGCCCUGCGGGCUCUCAAGACUGCAGCCCAAUCAGCCAGUGUGCAGCCUGUAGGUGAGGCCACCAGAAAGAAGAGCCGAAGGAUCUGCAGGCCCCGUCUCGAAAGGGGAGCCAAGGCCCCCCUGGACGUUCCAGAUGAAGAGUUUAGGUUCAAUUUCUUUUAGCCUCUCCUCCCAUCCUGCAAAGCCCCCCUCCCCAGGGUGUAGGGGUUUGCCUGGAGCUCACUUAGUUGGAGGGAUGUGGGGUUGGUCUGUUAACCUGGUGCCAUGGCUGCUGGUCAGAUGUGAGGCCAGCAUAUUGAAUACUGUCUGACAAGCACAAGGCCCCAUUUGUAGGUUUUCAGAUGAAUGGUUCCUGCUGCUAGAAGAGGGAGGUCUAUCUAAAAGGGUUCUGCAGCAAACUGGUGUCAGCAUGUGGCAGGAAUGUCUUGCUCAGUUUUCAGGGUUCGAUUAUGUGGCUGAGGGUGAGAGGGAAGAUGCAUAAUGCACAUUGGUGCUCACUUUGGAAAGGCAUGCUGUUACACUGAUGGUGCUUAGGUAAAGAAAAAAAUAUUAAAAAUUAAAACCAUAAAAAUGGA